Messenger RNA from Xiphophorus hellerii (green swordtail), 2091 nucleotides. RefSeq names its product enolase 4 (gene eno4). The coding region runs from base 32 to 1672 and encodes 546 amino acids. Lineage: Eukaryota; Metazoa; Chordata; Actinopteri; Cyprinodontiformes; Poeciliidae. Gene Ontology annotation, cellular component: phosphopyruvate hydratase complex. The record is from RefSeq and is a predicted model, not a curated record. The transcript has 13 exons. Gene Ontology annotation, molecular function: magnesium ion binding; phosphopyruvate hydratase activity. Gene Ontology annotation, biological process: glycolytic process.
AUCAACGUUAAGCAGCCCUCGCCCGGAGAAGAUGGACUAUAACAAAAUGAGAAUGGCGGCUGCCGAGUAUUUCCGGAGGAACGGAGUUCCGGCGACAUUACAGAGGCUUCUGAAUGAGUACUUCGUCCAUGAGCCCCCGGACAUUCAUGGCUACCUGGCUAAUUGCCUUUUGAAACUGUCUACACCACCGAAGAUCAGUGAUCUGAGAGGAAGAGCCGUUUAUUUAGGAAAUGGACAGCUUAUUGUUGAGGCAGAGGUUUUCUGCAUCGUCUGUAACAACGAAAAGCGCAUGUCAUCAGCAGCUGUCCUCAGUACCUUUGCACCAGUGGGAGCUGAAGAGAGUCAGAGGAGCUCUGAUUAUGUGGAGAUUGCUCUUCAGUGGAUACAUGAACCGUUCAGGAGACUGCUACUGGACCAGAAUCCAUGUGAUCAAUCUCAAAUUGAUCAAAUGCUGGGCGAUUUCUUCACGUCCUACCGUGAGGAGGAGAAAGCAAGGCGUGACAGGCUGAAGGCUGAAGCCAAGGAACUCGAAGCCGUGACUCUCGUGCCAGUAACGCCAGCAAAAGAAAAGAAGAGUAAAGGCAAAAAGACCAUUGUUGACGAGAAGCUAUUUCCUCCACCAGAGCUGCCAGAGCCAGUUCUGCUGGAAGGCAUGGCUGUUGGCUCAGUGUCCCUGGCUGUAGCUAAAUGUGGGGCAGAAAUAAAGGGAAUGCCUCUUUACAAAUAUAUAUCAGCUCUGAAGAAUCAAAAGGAACCGGCACAUUUUCAUGUUCCUGUACCCUGGAUAACUUUGCUCAGCUGUGGGAAGAAAUCCCCUGGAAAACUCUGCUUACUGGAAGAAAUUAUUCUCAUCUCCAAAGUGGGGCAUCCAGUCAAACAGAGUGUCACCUUGGCCCUUGAGUUGCAGAAGGAGAUGAUAAAACUGAUGAGCACGUCAGGAAAAGGCGGGAUCACCCUGUCCUCGGUGUCGCACCACGGCGUGCUCACAGCGAGUUGCGAUCGGCUGGAACAGCCUCUAGAUCUCAUCACUGACGCCUGCAGGAACCUUAAAGUGCCUCUGGGAGUCGAUGUCUUUUUGGCUCUGAACUGUGCUGCCCCGAAACUUAUGGACUAUUCUAAGGGAAAGUAUGAAGUAGCGACAGGAGGCCUGAAGUCUCCGGAUGAAUUGAUUGAGGUGUAUCUCAACCUCACCAGCAAAUACCCGGCAGUGGUGGCCAUAAUCGAUCCCUUCAGGAGAGAAGAGGCAGAGCAAUGGGAGAAACUCAGCAGUAGGAUUGGGAUUUCAUGUUCACUGCUGUCUGACAUCACACACAAACCACAGGAUCCAGUCCUGCCAGGCGUCAAUGGUUAUGUCUUCAGACAUGCCAACGAGACAACGGUCAGCGACAUCAUCCAUGCUACAGUCUCCUACCAAGGUGCAGUGGUGAUGGAUACGAUGUUCAGUGAAUCGUGCAGUAGUGGAUCCUUUGCAGACUUAGCUGUGGGACUGGGGCUGGACUAUGUCAAACUGGGAGGUCUGAGUGGUGCUGAGACGAUGGCUAAAUACAAUCGCCUAACAUCCAUAGAAGAAGAACUGGCCCAACAAGGACUGCUGGUCUGCAAGGAACCGGAACCGCCGCUCUUCAGCAAAGAGCCAAAGGAAGAGCCGGCUUCAGCAGAGGAAACCAAAUGACUCAGCCAACAGUCCGGCCUGCUUGUUUAAACAAGCCUUGAAAAUGUGCCACACUAAUCAGUUCCAGUUUUCCUGUUCUUCCUUGUUAGCACUAAUUAACCACACUAUUAAUCUGAAUGUUCUUUUAGGCUUUUUGUUUUUUUAGCCUACAUAUGAAACCCAGUUCAAACCACUUCUGAUAAAGCAAGAGUAUAAAACAUCUGCUUUAUUCAUGUGUUCAAUAAAAGACCACACAAAAUGUUCAAGCAUAUCAACAGCCAAUAAACUGUAAGCGAACAGUGCAGUGAAGAUAGAAAAUAACAGUUCGGUUCUCUUUGGAAACAUCAUUUAUGAAUUUAUUUUGCAGCACAUCAAACAUGUUAUGAGUGAUGUAGAUGAAAACAUUUAUUUGAAAAUAAAGUUUUAAACGCUUCCAGUGA